AUAUUCUUUUCCACGGAACCAAACAGCCCAACAGUGUAUGUUAGAAUUUAGUCCUUCUUCCCUUCCAAAAUCCAAUCCCACCCGCAACCCAACCAUCCAAAUCCAAAUUCAAUCAUAACACUAAUUAAACCACUUUUAUUAUUAAAACAAAAACACAACCCAACAAAACAAAAAUAAAAAAACACCAUUAAUCAAUCUCAUGUUGUUGCAUUUCAGCAACAACAUCAGCAGAAGCAGAAGCAGAAGAAAACCCACCCCAAUAAUUCUUCUCUUCGAAAAAACCCUCAAUCCUUCUCAGGCCUUCUUCGUCGGCGAUCGCAUAACAAACUUCAAGGCUUUCGGAGCUUGCUUUCUGUUCUGGGGAUGGAGGUCGAGGUCUCCGGUUCGAAUCCCUCGGCCGAUGCGAAAUUGAGGAGAGCGGAUUCGCAGAAGGAUAAGCUCCGCGUGAAGCGGAAAACUCUGCAGGCUGUUCUCGAGCAGUGCCAGAGAGCCCUCGAGUCGCUCGAUACCACUGGGGGUGCUGACGGCGACAGCGAUGGAGAUGAUAACGGUGAGGAUGAAGACGAUGAUGAUGAUAACAGUUCUCGUGGUGCUGUCGAUGACGAUGAGCGCCAGCAAGGCCGCAGAUCGACGAGUUCGCGUCCUGACUGCGAAGCCGACGAGUUAUGCAAUCUUCUAAAAUCUAGAGUUGAAUGUCCCGACUUCCUUGAAAAGCUAGAAUGCGCGCAAGCAUCAUCAGUUUCCCAAAAUAUGGCUGAAGAAGGUAGUUCUUGGGAUUUGGUUAAUGAGAAUGAUCUAUGGGAAGAUGAGGAUAGCGACUUGGGUGAAGAAGACUAUGUUCUUGUUAGGCAAGAAGAUAUAGUAGAGGGUAUUGCAUGCUUUAUGGCUGCAUACCUGUUAUCCCUUAAACAGACUAAGGAAUUGACCCCUAAUCAACUUCAGGAUGCCCUUAGCAAAACAUUCUCAGUGAGAAAGAAGAAGGGAAAACUUCGAAAGGCUUGGGAUGGAAGCAAAGUCAUUUAUAAUGUAGCAUCAUGGGGGGCAACCGCCAUCGGGAUAUACCAAAACCCUGUAAUAAUAAGGGCCGCCACGAAAGCCUUCUGGACAUCUUGUCAAGUUAUAUCAAAGCUUCUCUAAUUUGUGUGUGCUGCUGGGGAUAGGGUUAUUAGUGCUCAGACUUUGCUUGUUGUAUUUGGUGCUUUGAACUGCUGACUCUGCUUCGUCCGUGUUCCCAAAAUUCUGUAACAUUACUGCAAUUCUUUUCCUGCUACAGAUGGCUUGAUUCCUUGAUCAAAUUUAAUCUUGUAAAUAUUUUCUUCUGGUUGGAGAGUGCAAUUCAAAUUUAUGUAACAUAGCAUCGAAAUGCUUUCGUUC
Messenger RNA from Prunus avium (sweet cherry), 1374 nucleotides. RefSeq lists its product as uncharacterized. The record is from RefSeq and is a predicted model, not a curated record. NCBI's taxonomy places the organism in Eukaryota, Viridiplantae, Streptophyta, Magnoliopsida, Rosales, Rosaceae.